GUUAACGGUAUUAAUCGUUAUUCUAUUUAUAUUGUGUUUGCACCCUUAUAUUAUUUUACCUUCGGUCCUGAUAAUUAAUAUUCAAGUAGGCAUUAUACGCGGUCGCGUCGGUAAAGCCUUGCAUUAUAAUAAUAGUGCGGCCAUAGACGUUUGUGCCGGUUUCUUUUGGUCGCUGUCUAUCUAUAUAGUUAGGCCUUAAGCAGAAUGUCUUAUAAGACUCCAAACAUAAGACAGUACUUCAAGACACGUAACGCACAAUACUGUCUCAUGUCUGGAGUUUUACAAGACAGCAAUUCUGCUUAAAGCCUUAUUGCAAGAAUAAAAAUGUGGGCACACGUUUUUCUCACCAAAACAAAAACGCACUUACAAGUACAAAUCAAAGACAUUUUAAAAUUUGACCCCGACCGUUUUGACGAUAGUGAAGAAGCAAAAAGAAAAGUGUUCUACAUCAUUCACAAUAGGCAAAAGACACCGUGUCAGGUGACAAAAAUUGCAGAAUCAAAAGAGGAAUUAUUACAAGGGAAACGAGUGCGUAUACCGAAGUUGAAUUAUUCCGAUGCAGAGACCAGUAAUAAUAAUUCCAGUGACGAAGAAAAAGAACUGUCAAAUCAGAAAAAAAGCCGAGAAGAAAGUAAAAUGCAGCACAGUAUUGAACGAAAUAUCCAUCGUGAGAAUAGCCAAAAAAAACUAUAUUCUAAAGAUCUGGUAGAAUGCAGAGAAGAACUGGAACGCUGCCAAGAAAAGCUGCAUUUAUGUCAACUGCAACUUGAGGAAACGGCAGAAAAAGAGAAGCAAUGGUCAGUAAAAUACGCGAAACUAAAAGAAAGUAAGGCUUUUCCCUUGACGGAAGCCACAGGGCAGCAAAUCGUGGAUCUCCUCCUACAAUUAAAGUUGGCAAAAGGACGAACAUUGCCACAUCAACACCAUGUGGCAAAUAGUGAUAUAUCUAUCAUGGACAACAAUAAUGAAGAUGACAACUUCAUAAUUCCGAAAGAAGUGUAUAAUGAAAUUAUGCGGGAAAAAGAUAAUGGAAAAGUUUUAAAUACCUUGUCAUACGCAGCCUGGGGCAUAGAAAUCCUGGCAAAUAGAGUCGUACGUUCAGCAGUAAACACACCGUACAAAGAACUGACUCCGCAGAAGAAAGCGGCUGUAGUAAAUAUGUACGAGCGAUGGUUAAGAGAAACGCGUAAACUUCCCGAACACAUAAUCAAUGAAGAAGUGGAAAGGAGGAAAAUAAACGAAAGAUUUAAUAAAGCUAUAACAGGAGCCCGCAAAAAACUACGUCAGAUAACCGAUAAAAAAACGAUGACCGAAGAAGCAUCAGCAUUAAAAGAAAAAUUUGAAAAGAAUUUGCGUAAUAAUUCAUCGGACAUCAGUGAUAAGGAAUAAGUAUUUUAUAUUAUUAUUUUUGUUUUUAGGUUUUAUUUAUAGAUGAUGUUUGUCAUGAAAAGCCAAGACAAGGCAUUUUCUUUAUUUUAUUGUUGCAAUAAAAACCAAAGAACAUAAAGUUGAUUGGAACGAACAGUGAUAAGUUCGAAUGAGUAGAGUUUUUAGGUUUUGUUUUGUACAAGACGUUAUAGACGUAAUUUAUUUGUUGAUGUUUAUCAGUUUUUACGUUCCAAAUGGAUUAUUAUAUAAGUAAUUAUUUUACCUAGAAUCUUUAUCUACGCAAUCAGUAUCAGAAAAAUAAUGUAUCUUUAUGUUAUUAAAAAUUAAAAGCAAAAUAUUUGCGCACAUACAAAAUAAAAUAU
Molecule: messenger RNA, 1751 nt
Organism: Linepithema humile (Argentine ant)
Lineage: Eukaryota; Metazoa; Arthropoda; Insecta; Hymenoptera; Formicidae
Source: RefSeq, a predicted model, not a curated record